AUGGCUUUCCCAUUUCUUCUCAUUCUAUUUCUUUCAUCUCUCUCCUCCAUUCCCCAUUCAGAAUCUGCACUCACCAUCGACUACUACGCAAAAACAUGCCCAAAAUUUGAACAGAUCAUGCAAGAAGUCAUCACAAAUAAGCAAAUCACCAACCCCACCACCGCCGCUGCCACCCUCCGCCUGUUCUUCCACGACUGCAUGGUUGAUGGCUGUGAUGCCUCCGUUCUGAUCAGCUCCAACUUUGUCAACCAGGCGGAGAGACGCCGACAUCAACAACUCCCUCCCUCGCGAUGGCUUCGGCUUCUUUGUCCGCGCCAAGACCGCCCCGGUAUUGUAUCUUGUGCCGAUAUUCUGGCUCUCUCCACUCGCAACCUCGUCAAUAUGCUUGGCGGGUUCAAUGUUCAAGAAAUGGUUGCCCUAACGGGUGGUGGACACACUGUUGGGUUCGCUCACUGCAAAGAGUUCAGCAAUAGAAUCUUCGGCUACAGCAAAACCUCAGAGGUUGAUCCAGCUCUCAAUCCCAUGCUCCCCGACGCUUUAAGAAAAGCUUCAGACCAUGCACUGGUUUCAGACCCGAGGACAAAGCCGUUGGUCGACAAGUAUGCCGGCGACCAGGCGGCAUUCUUCCGUGAUUUUGCUCAUGCUAUGGAGAAGCUUAGCGUCUAUGGUAUCAAGACGGGACACAAGGGAGAGAUCAUGCAAGAAGUCAUCACAAAUAAGCAAAUCACCAACCCCACCACCGCCGCUGCCACCCUCCGCCUGUUCUUCCACGACUGCAUGGUUGAUGGCUGUGAUGCCUCCGUUCUGAUCAGCUCCAACUUUGUCAACCAGGCGGAGAGACGCCGACAUCAACAACUCCCUCCCUCGCGAUGGCUUCGGCUUCUUUGUCCGCGCCAAGACCGCCCUCGAGCUGGCUUNACUUUGUCAACCAGGCGGAGAGACGCCGACAUCAACAACUCCCUCCCUCGCGAUGGCUUCGGCUUCUUUGUCCGCGCCAAGACCGCCCCGGUAUUGUAUCUUGUGCCGAUAUUCUGGCUCUCUCCACUCGCAACCUCGUCAAUAUGCUUGGCGGUCCGUACUAUAAAGUCCGGCUCGGCCGGGCCUGUUUCUCAGGCUACACACGUCGAAAGAAACCUAGCUAGGGCUAAUACUUCCAUGAACAAGAUGAUCACUUUGUUCAAAUCCAAAGGGUUCAAUGUUCAAGAAAUGGUUGCCCUAACGGGUGGUGGACACACUGUUGGGUUCGCUCACUGCAAAGAGUUCAGCAAUAGAAUCUUCGGCUACAGCAAAACCUCAGAGGUUGAUCCAGCUCUCAAUCCCAUGCUCCCCGACGCUUUAAGAAAAGUUUGGGCCAAUUACACCACCGAUCAAUCAAUGUCGGCCUUCCUCGACGUGAUGACACCAUGCAAAUUCGACAACAUGUUCUUCCAGAACUUGCAGAAGGGCUUGGGGCUAUAGGCUUCAGACCAUGCACUGGUUUCAGACCCGAGGACAAAGCCGUUGGUCGACAAGUAUGCCGGCAACCAGGCGGCAUUCUUCCGUGAUUUUGCUCAUGCUAUGGAGAAGCUUAGCGUCUAUGGUAUCAAGACGGGACACAAGGGAGAGGUGAGGCAUCGAUGCGAUGCGUUCAACUCGAUCAAGAUCUAAGCAGAUUUCUACUUUGAUGGCCAUGGAUAUGAUCAAGACAGAGAAAAUCGUUUUCUGUUCAUCUUCUAAAAUUUCUUCUUAAGCAUCUGGUGGUGAGAGGAUUGAGAUAAUUUUGAUUGACUUUUACUCCAUACGAUAGAAAACGGGUUGAUGUAGAUAUUAUUCUCUCCGUUAUUUUUUCACAUAAUUUCACUCAAUAGUAAAUCACCCACGAUGUAUUCACAUGGAACCCAU
Molecule: messenger RNA, 1881 nt
Organism: Ilex paraguariensis (yerba mate)
Lineage: Eukaryota; Viridiplantae; Streptophyta; Magnoliopsida; Aquifoliales; Aquifoliaceae
Source: the annotation of a GenBank genome assembly